AUGGCUCGUCGAAUUCCAUUUGAGGGCGACGACGCUGCUUAUAUUCUGUUUCUUGAAACACUGGUUCUUCAGCUUGAAGAGUCUCUUCGCCCGUCACCUCAACAGUCUGCCCCCAUUGGAACAUCAUCGACCCCAGCAGACUACAACGUAGCUUCUGAUCAGCACGAGGUCAUUGAAAGACCUCGUCGCCGGACACGUGGAGUUCCAGUGGCACGGGAAACCCCAAGCCAUGACAGUAGCACACAAUCCGCCCCAGAACAUCCUAAUGAGCCGCGAAGCAUACGCAAAGAUAGUGGCAGUAUCGCAACAUUCGAUAUCAUCGAAUACAAUCCGGAAGUCGCCAUUGAUCCCAAAAAAAAGGUCAAAUCCGCACCGGGUGAGAGCAAGACAGAUGUACAGAAGACGCUUUCAAGAUUCAUCAGCUUCCUCAAUGGUCUACCCAAAUCGGAAAUUUGGGAAAAUUGGGUGUCGGCUCUUGAUAAAACUCAGCGAAGAAAUUUCCUCAAGGCGCUAUUACAAAUUUGUGGUCCAGAUGCAUCGAGCUUUGCUUCACCGGGAACAGCGAAAGAGUCGGCAAUCAUGUCACCCAAGUCGACAGACAUUUCAAUCUUAUCCGAAUUCGCUAACUUCAUGGUCUCUUUCGGAUUGUUGAAUCGACAGCUUGCGUGCUUUCUAGAUAUCUUGUUUGUCUCUCUUUGUACAGUUUUAUUGGACAGGACGGAGGAAAAAGACGGCAUUUACGCAAUUAUGCGGAAAGUCCUCGGAUCCAAUUCUUCAAUACAGCUUGCCAAAUUUGUUCGUGGCGCAAAAUGGGCGAACAGUCUCGUAUCGCUCUUGUCAAAAACAAAGUGGGCAUCUAGAAGCUGGGACAUUCUUUGUGUCGCCCAGCAUCCUCUUAGCUUCUACGCUCGAUUCAGCGACUGUUCUGUAAACCCCCAAGAAGUAUUGGCGAAACUGGAACUUCAUGUCGAUGAGAGCUUCAUUUUGUCUGAACCCACAGACUCGCCGGCACCCUUUGCUAUCCCUUUGAUCAUAGAACGGGUUUUCAAUCACACGAAAUCGUUGCGGAAUCGUUGGAACCCAGACUGUGCAGAUCACGAAGGCCAAGAGGCUCAGUGUGAAUCUAUUCGAGGGGUCAAUACCACGACUGCAGGCUCUGUUCUACCAGAAGCUCAAGAAGAUGAUGAUUCCGAAUUAGAGAAUCAAUCGCAACCCCCGUCCCGGUCUUAUCGAUGUGGAAAUACACCGACCACUAGCUCUCCUCUGUCAUCAGCUCCUGUUGGCCCAGUGAAUGUCUCGGCUUUGCAAAAACAUACAGCCAGUCAGCCAUUCGCAGUGGUCCCCGCCCCAGGUACCAAAGCCCAACUUCCUGGUACAACGGAUGCGUUCUUGAUGUCGUGCCCCGAGUCGAUUGCGGACAUGAGGAAUGCAACUUUCCUAAGCUCGAAGACACCUGAUCAUAGUUUAGAGGAACCCGGUCAAGAACGUGCAGUUUUCAACCCAUUGGCAAGCGAUGCAUUGUUUAGCCUCUUCCCGAACCCCCAGCUCGACAACAGCCAGCUGAACAACAUCUCGGGGGAGCCCGGCCAAGAAAGUGCAGUUUUCAACCCAUUGGCAAGCGAUGCAUUGUUUAGCCUCUUCCCGAACCCCCAGCUCGACAACAGCCAGCUGAACAACAUCUCGGGGGAGCCCGGCCAAGAAAGUGCAGUUUUCAACCCAUUGGCAAGCAAUGAUUUGUUCAGUCCAUUUAUCAAUGCCGGUUUUCGCAGCACCACAACACAAAUUGGUCCCAAUUCGACUGAGGUCGACUGUGCGACGAGCUGA
Penicillium odoratum is the source of this 1824-nucleotide messenger RNA. RefSeq lists its product as uncharacterized. The transcript is spliced from 4 exons. The record is from RefSeq and is a predicted model, not a curated record. NCBI's taxonomy places the organism in Eukaryota, Fungi, Ascomycota, Eurotiomycetes, Eurotiales, Aspergillaceae. The coding region runs from base 1 to 1824 and encodes 607 amino acids.